This is a messenger RNA of Adineta ricciae, 1176 nucleotides long. The record is from the annotation of a GenBank genome assembly. NCBI's taxonomy places the organism in Eukaryota, Metazoa, Rotifera, Eurotatoria, Adinetida, Adinetidae.
AUGCUUCUCUCCAUGUUACGAUUAAGACCACUCGUUCAGAGAUGUUGGUCUAUUCCUCAUACAAUAUCACGUUUUGAACAACAAACAUUGAAGUUAAAUCACCGAACAUUGACAUUUUCUGCACUGUGUUUACAAAAACCGCCAUCAACUUUGAAUGAAAAAUCAACGCAAAAAGUCUCGUCGUUGGUGGGUGAGAAUGAAAAUAAGACUCCUUUCAUAUUUUCCAAAACUUCAACUGAUCCGAAGUACACAAAAACAGCAACCGAUGAAGAAAAACGUGAACAGGCUGCGAGAGCCGCAUGGGAUGUGCGAAUGUUGAAGUAUACCGGUUAUUUCCUUGGUAUAUGGUUAAUCUCAACAGUUGGUUACAUUAUUCUUGUUUGGGGUGCACCACAAAUCGAUCAAGAAGGCAAUCUGAUUCAUGACCAAUAUUCUGACUUGCCCUCAUGGCAAGCAUACUUACAACGAUCAUUUCAUGGUAUUAUAGAUUAUUGGCAAACAAUUAAAGAUCCUACAAGUGAUAAACUUCUGCCUGAACCACUGCCAGCACCUUACCAACCAUUAUAUACAUUAGUUAUCGAAAUGUCAGGUGUGCUAUUACAUCCCGAAUGGGCUUACAAUACUGGCUGGCGAUAUAAGAAACGACCGGGAUUGGAUUAUUUCAUUAAAGAAGUUGGAUAUCCUGUUUAUGAAGUUGUUAUCUAUACGAAAGAAACACCAUGGGCUGCUGAAUCCGUUAUUCAAAAUAUGGACAAAGACCAUCGUAUAAUGUAUCGUUUGUAUCGUGAAAAUACUCGUUACAUUAAUGGAGCGCAUAUUAAAGAUCUUUCGUGUCUGAAUCGAGAUAUCAAGAAAAUCAUUUUCUUGGAUUGGGAUGAGAAAUCUUAUCAGUUACAACCACGAAAUGCAUUACAUCGUUUGAAAAAAUGGGAUGGAAAUGAUGAUGAUCGACAAUUGCUUCAUCUCGCUGCAUUUCUACGAAUGGUUGCAGCCAGCGGUGUCGAUGAUGUUCGUGAUGUCCUCGAUCAUUACAAUCAAGAAUCUGAUCCAAUCGAAGCCUUUCUAUUUCGUCAACAAAAACUGCUAGAAGCUGAAGAACAAAAACGACAAGCCGCAGCACAAUCAACUGUGAAACAAUCCAAAGGCCUAUUUAGCAAUUGGACAAAACGAUUUUGA